GGGUUGUAGGUUUACGCCAGCAGAGAAACGCAGGACUUUUUAGCGCUGUUGAUCGAGGGUGAGUUCAGUCCCGAGUAGUCUCUGGACAACUCUCUAGUUUUAGUCCACCCGACAAGUACCACGAUAGACCCAAGUAAAACUAUCACCGAGGUCUUAAAACUACCAGGAAGAAUAAAUUAUAAAAUCACCGUUAAAUAUAAUUAUUUAUCAGUGGUAGUCAGAAGUUGGUGUAAUUUGAGUUUGGGUAGUAAUAGAGCAGGGCAAGAUUGUGGGGGUUGUGAUUGUCGGUUGGGGUGUUGGACAGAGACGCUGGCACUCUCUGGUAGAGGACCCCUGAGCCAGCGGCUGGUCACCGCUGAAGAAGGAGCCGGAGCCAGGAUUUGGGUUGGCCGGAGAGCGAUCGGGGCUCCCAGGACUCAAAGAUGGUCAUGAUGGCUGGCAUGGACGAGCACGAGAGAAAAGUCGUCAUGGAGUUUUGUCAUCUGCUCGAAAAGAGCAAGCAGCUGUUCAACGGGCUGCGCGACCUACCCCAGUACGGGCACAAGCAGUGGCAAGCGUACUUUGGUCGGACUUUUGACAUCUACACCAAGCUUUGGAAGUUCCAACAGCAGCACAGAGCAAUAUUGGACACAAAGUACGGACUGAAGAGAUGGCAAAUAGGAGAAAUCGCGAGCAAAAUUGGACAGCUGUACUAUCAUUACUACUUGAGGACAAGCGAGACCUCGUACUUGCACGAGGCGUACUCGUUUUACGCGGCGAUUCGCGGACGGGCUUACUACAGUCGAGCGGCCAAGGAGGACCGGAGCGACCUAAUGGUGAAGAAGCUCCGGUACUACGCGAGGUUCAUCGUCGUGUGUCUGCUGCUGAACAAGAUGAAGCUGGUGCGCGAGCUGGUCCAGGAGCUGGACGCCCAGAUCGCGGACUACGCGAGCACCUACGAGCCGGAGGACCAGGUCGAGUGGAACCUGGUCCUCGACGAGAUAAAGGGGUUCGUUAAGGCAGAGUCAGCGGUGGGGGUCCUCUACGCAGACUCGAACCCGGUGGUCCUGACGCACCGGCUGGGCCCGCUAACGUCGCCCCCGAUCGAGCGAUCGUCACCCAUGUGCCUCUCCCUCCAGGAGAUUCUGAUUGUCGGAAACUGCGCCGACCAGGUCAAGUUCAGCGAACUCUCCGUGGACAUGUUCAGAAUGCUCCAGACUCUCGAGCGGGAGCCUCGCGAUGAUCCUACGCACAUUCACGACGCCUCUCCUGCGGGCCGACUGCCCUUCCGACCUGGGCCCUAUCCUGGUCCAGAAAACGGGAUGCCCAGAAGGGAUAAUCCUCACAAGUACCUGCUUUAUAAGCCGACCUACAGCCAGGUUCAGGUUUUCCUCGCCAGUGGCUUCAAGGAGUUGCCGGCUAAUGGAGCGCUUUUGCUUUAUUUGUCUGCUGAUGGAUGCUUUUCUACUGUUAAACAUCCCGAAGAGAUGGGUUACGACCUGGGAGGCGUGUCAACGAGCAGCAAGCGUGAUCCGGAACACGGAAAGAGGCCUAGCGGUGGUAAGGAGCCCCACUGCCUCUACCCCGGCGACCUGUACCCGUUCACGAGGAAGCCGCUGUUCGUGGUAGUCGACUCGGACAACAGCUACGUGUUCCAGCAGAUUCCGAGAUACUUCGGGCAGCCGCUCAUGGUGCUGAUGUCACCCCAGGAAACGCCCUCGACCCUCCGGGACCUGCGCCACGGAGGGAGUCUCUUCACCCUGUUUCUUCACUCUCCUCUCGCCGCCUUCUGCCUUAUAUGCAACGUCGGUAGCCUUGCCGUUCAUCACUGGGAACGCUGCCAGAGCUACGUCGAAAGAUUCCUCGUUGAGGCCAGCCGACUCGUUAUUCGUUCCAGAUGUGAAAGCAGCAUACUUCAAUUUUUCGGUGACGACUUUCUUCGACUGCUGGUAGUGCGGUACGUGUUCUGCGAUGUGGUGCUGCACCUGCACAGAUCUUUCCGCGGACGUCACCAGCGGCCUUGCUGCCAUCCGCAGCUUCCGGAGGCGGACGUUCUCCAGCAUCCGACUCUCCAACACAUAGUUCUGGACCUGGCCGGGUGUCUCGAUGCUCGCGAUCACUUUUUGGACAGCAAUGAACUAGCCUGACCCCGGCGUGAUCCAUCUCGGCUGGAUCGUGAAUACGACACAUCCCCAGUGUACACUAAUUAUCACAAUUACGACUACAAUUACGACGAUUACAAUUACAAUAAUAAAAUCGUUACAUUGAGACCUCAUUAAACCGCGUCUCGCACUUGAUUAUAAAUAUCUUUACAUGCAUACAUACAUACAUAUAUAUACAUAUACAUAUCUUCACAUAUAUAUAUAUUAUAUAUAUGUAUAUAUAUACCAUUCAUUAUCUUCUAUUUAACUGUACGAAGUUUAUUUCUUUUUUUUUUUUUUUUUUUUUUUUCACAAAAAUUUCAAAGAUUUAUUUUUUUCUUUUUUUUUUUCUUCGCUUUAUUUAAAAGUGUUUAAGCUUUUAUUUAUCCCGAAUUAUCAAGAUACUCGUAAAAAAAUAAUAAUAAUAAUGAACAAACGUUUUUAUACUUGAAAAUACACGUUAAUAGAUUAGGAUUAAAUGCUAUUUUUCGAAGAAAAAAAACUUUUUAAAAAUCAAAGAGUAUCGCUUAAUAUUUAUUACUAAUUAACUAUCAACUAUUUAUUAUUAAUUAAUUAUUAAAAGAGAAAAAUUUUAUUAGUUUACGGCGGAUCCAAUUUACCGUAUUAAAAACACUGUAAAUUAUGACAAUAUUUAAAUAAAUUAAACAGUGUUUGAUUUUUAAUUAUAAAAUACAAUAAACAAUUGGUUCGAUAGACCGUAUUUUUAACAAUAAAAAUUAAUGGUAAUAUUGUAGGCGAUAAAAUAUUGUUAAAUGAAAAUUUUUAAAGGCACUAAACCGUAUUUUUGGUAUGUUUAAAUACAUUAGAAUGUAUCUUUGUUAAAUUCAAUUGUAUUAUUACGUACUUUACGGUAUUAAACCAAAAAUACGUCAACAAUACCGUUUCUGUGGUAUUUUAUCGUAAAUUAUUCAAGACAAUACUGAAAAAAAAACACAUAAAUUUACGAUAAUUAAAUAUAGUACCGUAUUUUUACAUUACAGUUCGAUAAUUUAACAAAAAAAAAUAAUAGAAAAAAAUAGACUAGUUAAAAGUUUACUGAAAAAUAAUCUUACAACACUGUCGUAUUACCAAAAAAAAAAAUACGGUAAAUUCUUAAAAUUUUAACUAAUAUUAAAAAAAAAAAAAAAAAAAAAAAAAAAAAAAAAAAAAAUUUUAUAUUGUAAUUUGGAUCCGCCAGAGAGUUUAGAAUUAAAAAACUCGAGGCGCGGAUCGAUUCAGUCGUCUGCCUCGAGAGAAAAGUGAUCCUCCCUCGUCUUAUCUCGCUCUUAAAAAAAUUUUCGUUACACUUUAUUAGCAUUAAAAAACAAUAAAAAUAAUUACUAAUACCAAAAGUUGUACUAAAGUUAAAAGAAAAAAAAAAAAAAUUAAACUAUUUUUUACACUUAACCUUGAAGUUAAUUAGCUUAGAGCGUUUGAAGAACUUUUUAUACAUCAACAAAAUAAAGAAUAAAGAAUAAAAAAUAAUAAAAAAGAUAUUUUGGUACGGUAACGAAAAUUUUUGAAAUUAUAAAGUCACCAGUGAUGAGUGCUUUGACCCUGCUCGAGUAUAAAUUCGGUUGGCAUAAGUGCAAGAAUGGAUUUACACCGGUCGAUGCUCGGAGUGGAUAGGAGUGGAUGGGAGUCUCGUGGUGGUUACAGGCAUAUAGCAAUAGCAACAGCAGGGUGAAAAAGGACAUGACGGUUUUUAAAAGCGGCUGCAAGGGAGAAAGAUGCUGCUACUGCUGCUGCAAAAUCGGAUACCUGCGCCAGCGCAGAUACGUACCGGCGUUUACUUGCCUCGAUAACAGCCUUAGCUCCGACAACAAACUGCUAUCCACUGCUCUAAAACCUAGAGUAUCUAAUGUUAUAAUUAUAAUGGUUUAAUGCUAAUAAAUAUAAUAUUAAUAUUAUUAUUAUUAUUAUUAUUAUAAGUUAAGAUAAAGAUAAUCUAAGUGAGUAAGUAAGAGCUAAUAUAAACUAGCCCGAGUAAACCGACUGACUGCCUAUAAAUAAUCACGCUGAUAUAUAUAUAUAUAAAUAUAUAAUUGUAUACAAGUACACAAUUGCGUGAACAAGUGACGGUGGUGGAAGACGUUAAAGAGGUGGCAGCUAAUCGGACAAACCAAACUCAAACCUGGGUGGAAGCUUCUUUAGCUCUCCUCUCCGAGCUCUCGGAGGUGGAGGGCAUUCUGCUGAUGGUGCACGUUAUCAGUUUGGGAGUAGGUUAAAGUGUCCAGAACCCAAAAUUAUAAAUUGUAAAUUUAAAAAAAAAUAUCAAGACCAAGAAGAAGAAGAAGAAGAA
Cotesia glomerata is the source of this 4422-nucleotide messenger RNA. Its product is annotated as protein SCAI. Gene Ontology annotation, cellular component: nucleus. NCBI's taxonomy places the organism in Eukaryota, Metazoa, Arthropoda, Insecta, Hymenoptera, Braconidae. Gene Ontology annotation, molecular function: transcription corepressor activity. The transcript is spliced from 4 exons. The coding region runs from base 423 to 2126 and encodes 567 amino acids. Gene Ontology annotation, biological process: DNA-templated transcription. The record is from RefSeq and is a predicted model, not a curated record.